AUGUAUGUUGCUCCUCAAUAUUUACCUCCAGAGCAACAAGAUUUGCCUGCAGAAUAUGAUGGGGAUGAAGGCCCCGACUAUGCUUUGGAUGCAGAAGACAGAACUACUGAGAUUUUGAAAGAUCUGGACAUCACUGAUUAUGAUAAUGUUGAGAAUAUUCUAAAUCAACCAGAAAUUACACCCCAAAAGACUAGAUCAUACCUUAAUAAGGUAAUAUAUAAUGGAAAUUUUUUGAGAAACCAACUAAAAGGUUAUAAGACACAAGCUACAAACGCAUAUAAUAAGGGCCAGAUAAAUGAAGCACAAAGGGCCCAGGAAAAUACAAUAGAUGAUGGAAGAGUUGUGUUCAACCAGUAUAUCAACUAUUAUGAGACUAAAACAAAAGGGAAUACAAGGUUCAGGAAUGCCAAAAAGAGGAGGUAAUGUGAUGUUCUUCAAUAACCCCAAGCAAUUGUUCAAAAAGUUAGAAUUAAUUAUCGGUGAAAUAAUGGCUGGUAAUACAUCAAUUGACAUGCGUAACAUGGGAGUUACAAUACUGGACACAUUAUUGAGAACCUCAGCAAUUAAUAAAGCUCAUCAUGCAAAAUUGUAUAAGCAAUAUUUUAAUACAAUCUAAUUAUAUAAUACAUGGAACAAGAAACAGUUUUAUCCUCCUACUCGGUUAAAAACAAAGGAAAUAAUAAACCUAGAAACUUUGAUACCAAAUUCACAAGGCCAAUAGUCUUAGACAAUAAUCAUGAUAGUAUGUUGUUGGUUUAA
Porites lobata is the source of this 759-nucleotide messenger RNA. The record is from the annotation of a GenBank genome assembly. NCBI's taxonomy places the organism in Eukaryota, Metazoa, Cnidaria, Anthozoa, Scleractinia, Poritidae.